AUGAAUUACCCCGACGAUCCCAGGGCCGCUCAAUACUCGCACUCGCGACCUCUGAUGCCCGCCAGGUCGAAUAGCAGCUACCUGACCGACGCGCCCUUUGCCUUUGCCGACUCGACGACCAUGCGGCAAGACAAUGUCUUCUACCACGACGACCACCAAAGCCAUCUUGGCCCCCAUCGCCCUUCCAACGCCGCUGCCUUCAUCAAGCCCGAGCCCCACGCUGCCCAGCGGCGAAGCUUUUCCAAUGGCAGCUUCGCCGAUUCCUCGGAACGCGAGGGCGACCAGUACAGCGUGGCCAGAGCCACGCCCUCGCCAAUCAACCCCAACGUAGGCUCAACCCCGCCCAUUCCGGCAACUCUCAACUCAAACAUGCAGCCGACGUGGCGCGGCUUCGUGCACACGACGCUCGAUGGCUUGAUGGUCAUCGAGGCAUGUUUGAGGGGCACCCUCAACCACUGCCCCCGCAGGCCCCACGACAGAGAGAGAGCCGGCUUGAUCCAGAGCGGCAACAUCUUUGUCUACGAGGAGUCAACCUCGGGCAUCAAGAGGUGGACCGACGGCGUCUCGUGGAGCCCCAGCAGAAUCCACGGCAACUACCUAAUCUACCGCGAGCUCCAGAGGCCUUGGCCACCCGGCGAAAAGAAACGCGCCAACAAGCCCAAGAACAAGAAUGCGCGAGUCGAGCCCUAUGGACGCGCCGGCCAUCACUAUGGUGAAGAAAGGGUUCAAGACGUCAUUGAUCGCAAGCUCACGGGAUCUCUGGUAGAUUCGUACGACUUCAAGCCCGGCGGGUUGGCAAAAAGGACUCUCAGCGUCACGGUCAAUGGAUGCACGCACCAUCUGAUUGCCUAUCAUUCUGCCGACAGUGUAAAGGAUCUAUUUCGCCCGGGGCAUGAUCCGCGCUUCGCAAACUGCCAUCCAAGGAAAGAAUUGCUUACCGAGCAGAAAUUCAGGAGUUCCAUUGAAGAUCCCGAUGACAUCGUCCCGUAUACACAAUACGCAACCGUGGAUCUAUCCAUGGCCAACAUGAGCUCCUACGGCCAACACUAUUCGUCGGCUGUCCAUGGUCUUUCCGCCGCUCUUUCGUCCGCAUACCAUACCGUUUCUCAAUCACAACCGAGCAUGUACACGUCCUCGUCCAGCAGCUUCUCUGGAUACCCAGGAGUUACGACAAGUCCGGCAACCUCCCACAGUUCCUUUGGUAGCAUUGGAAAUCAGUUGCACAUGCCCCAGGCCAGGGCAUCAAGUGGCUUAGUCAGUCCUCUCAGUAAUAUGCACAUCAACCAAUCACCGGUGCACAACCAACACCAAGCGCGCCUUGCAAGCCACUCUUCGUAUCGCACGGGCCAUCUUCCGUCGGACAUUCAAGUCUCAAACGACUAUCAGCCAUUUUCGCCCCCCACAAACUACACGACUGCUCCCAUGGCGGCGUUCAACCAAAACUUUGGCUUCGACCGUCCCAGUCAGCAAUACCAUGGAAGCAUAAGCGACGUCAACGACGACUCGCCGGUGCCACCACACCAGGUCUACGACCCAGCAUCCAAUCCUUUGCAAGGUCCGGAAUCUUUCGCUUGUUACAGUGGUACACAACAUAUUCGCCAUGAUACCCUCGGUGCUUACGACGACAGGGCUCCGAACUACGCCAAUCACUUCAGCUGA
This is a messenger RNA of Aplosporella prunicola CBS 121167, 1659 nucleotides long. RefSeq lists its product as uncharacterized. The transcript is spliced from 2 exons. Gene Ontology annotation, molecular function: DNA binding. Bases 1 to 1659 code for a protein of 552 amino acids. The record is from RefSeq and is a predicted model, not a curated record. NCBI's taxonomy places the organism in Eukaryota, Fungi, Ascomycota, Dothideomycetes, Botryosphaeriales, Aplosporellaceae.